GGUGAGGAGAAGGAAAAGGAGCGCGAUACAGGUGUAACAUCCGUGUUCGUUCGGCCGCUGAAGCACAGCCCCAAGACGCGUUCACACAGAAACCGCGAACACGCAGACACACGUGUGUACACGGGCCGCCCAGAACGUGCCGCCAGAAGUAGUCCGUCCGCCGCCGAAUCAACAACAACCCCCGAAGGCAAACGACAAGGAAGAAGAGGAAGAGAGCAGUCCUCCCCUCCCGGCGACCAGCAGUGGGACGAACGAAGAAGAAGCGAAGAGACCCCACAAGUAGUGCCCCGUGAGUGCCACGGAGUCAGUUUCGCGCGCGCAGUAGAGCCCGGAAGAGUAGCCGCAGCAAGAUGCCAGCCCCGAAGGCCCAGGAGGGAGAGGAUCCCGAUCCGACCCCAUACCUCUUCGUCUCCCUUGAGCAGAAGAGAAUCGACCAGACGAAACCCUACGAUGCGAAGAAAGCAUGUUGGGUGCCCGACGAGAAGGAGGGCUACCUCCUUGGCGAGAUCAAAGCCACCAAGGGUGAUGUCGUCAGCGUCAGCUUGCCUGGCGGCGAGACCAAGGACUACAAGAAGGACCAGCUCCAACAGGUGAACCCGCCCAAGUACGAGAAAUGCGAGGACAUGUCCAAUCUGACCUACCUCAACGAUGCUUCGGUCCUCCACAACUUGAAGCAACGUUACUACGCCAAGCUCAUCUACACCUACUCCGGCCUGUUUUGCGUGGCCAUCAAUCCCUACAAAAGGUUCCCCGUGUACACAGGGAGAUGCGCCAAACUGUACCGUGGUAAAAGGCGUAGUGAAGUGCCACCGCACAUUUUCGCCAUCUCUGACGGAGCUUACGUCAACAUGCUUACCAAUAGUGAGAAUCAGUCCAUGUUGAUCACCGGUGAGUCUGGAGCCGGGAAAACUGAGAACACGAAGAAGGUAAUUGCGUACUUCGCCACCGUCGGUGCCUCGACCUCGAAGAAGCAGGAGGAUCCGAACCAGAAGAAGGGCUCCUUGGAGGAUCAAGUCGUCCAGACCAAUCCUGUCCUAGAGGCCUUCGGUAACGCCAAGACCGUCCGUAAUGACAACUCCUCUCGUUUCGGUAAAUUCAUCCGUAUUCACUUUGGUCCCUCUGGAAAACUAGCCGGUGCCGACAUUGAGACUUAUCUACUGGAGAAGGCUCGUGUCAUCUCCCAACAAACCCUCGAGCGUUCCUACCACAUCUUCUACCAGAUUAUGUCCGGAUCGGUCAAGGGAGUAAAGGCCAUGUGCCUUCUUUCGGACAACGUCAACGAUUACUACUUCGUAUCUCAGGGCAAGACGACGAUCCCGAACGUCGACGACGGCGAGGAGUGUCUUUUGACCGACCAAGCCUUCGAUGUGUUGGGCUUUACUCAAGAGGAGAAGGACGACAUCUACAAGAUCACCGCGGCCGUCAUGCACAUGGGUGGCAUGAAGUUCAAGCAAAGGGGUCGUGAGGAACAGGCUGAAGCCGAUGGAACUGAGGAAGGUGACCGCGUGGCUAAGUUGCUUGGCACCGACUGUGCCGACCUUUACAAGAACUUGCUGAAGCCAAGGAUCAAGGUCGGUAACGAGUUCGUCACCCAGGGUCGUAACAAGGACCAGGUAGCCUACUCCGUGGGCGCCAUGUCGAAGGCGAUGUUCGACAGAGUGUUCAAAUGGCUGGUGAAGAAGUGUAACGAGACCCUAGACACCAAGCAGAAGAGACAGCACUUCAUUGGUGUACUGGAUAUCGCCGGUUUCGAGAUCUUCGACUUCAACAGCUUCGAGCAGCUCUGCAUCAACUUUACCAAUGAGAAGCUGCAGCAGUUCUUCAACCACCACAUGUUCGUCCUCGAACAAGAGGAGUACACAAAGGAGGGCAUUGAGUGGGCCUUCAUUGAUUUUGGCAUGGACCUGCUCGCAUGUAUCGACUUGAUCGAGAAGCCCAUGGGUAUCCUCUCCAUCCUUGAAGAAGAGUCUAUGUUCCCGAAAGCCACCGACAAGACCUUUGAGGAGAAGCUGAACAACAACCAUCUCGGCAAGAGUCCCAACUACUUGAAGCCGAAGCCGCCUAAACCGGGCCAACAGGCGGCUCACUUCGCCAUCGGUCAUUAUGCCGGCAACGUACCAUACAACAUCACCGGCUGGCUGGAGAAGAACAAGGACCCGCUGAACGACACGGUGGUCGAUCAGUUCAAGAAAUCUACAAACAAACUGCUGGUGGAGAUCUUCGCCGAUCAUCCCGGUCAGUCUGGUGAUGCCACUGCCGGCGGCGGCGGCAAGGGCGGACGUGGUAAGAAGGGCGGUGGUUUCUCCACGGUGUCGUCAUCCUACAAGGAGCAGUUGAACAAUUUGAUGACCACUCUGAGAGCCACUCAGCCUCACUUCGUCCGUUGCAUCAUCCCCAACGAGUUGAAGCAGCCGGGCGUGAUUGACUCCCACUUGGUGAUGCAUCAGCUCACCUGUAACGGUGUACUUGAAGGCAUCCGUAUCUGUCGUAAAGGAUUCCCCAACAGGAUGGUCUAUCCUGACUUCAAGCUACGAUACAAAAUUCUGUGCGCCCAUGCUGUGAAAGAGCCUUGCGAGCCGCAAAAAGCCACCCAGAUCAUCCUGGAGACGAUCAAUCUGGAGAGUGAUCAGUACCGCAUGGGUCACACCAAGGUAUUCUUCCGCGCCGGAGUCUUGGGUCAGAUGGAGGAGCUUCGCGAUGAGCGUCUCAGCAAGAUCGUGUCCUGGAUGCAGGCGUACAUCAGGGGUUACUUGACCCGUAAGGAUUACCAGAAGCUCCAGGAGCAACGUCUGGCCCUCCAAGUCGUCCAGAGGAACUUGAGGAAGUACCUCCAACUUCGCACCUGGCCGUGGUGGAAACUGUGGCAGAAGAUCAAGCCUCUCCUCAACGUCACUCGCAUCGAGGACGAGAUGGCUGCGUUGGAAGAGAAGGCCAGGAAGGCGCAGGAGGCCUUCGAAAAGGAGGAGAAACUGCGCAAGGAACUGGAGGAAAUGAACUCCAAGCUCCUCAGCGAAAAGACCAACCUGCUGCGCCAGCUGGAGGGUGAGAAAGGCUCGCUCUCCGAUUACCAGGAGAAGUCCCUCAAGUUGGCCGCUCAAAAGGCCGAUCUCGAGUCACAGCUCCAGGACCUCAACGACAGGUUCAAGGAAGAGGAGGACGCGAGGAACAACCUCUUCCAGAACAAGAAGAAACUCGAGCAAGAGGUCUCCGGACUGAAGAAAGACAUUGAAGAUCUCGAGCUGAAUCUCCAGAAGUCCGAACAAGACAAAGCCACGAAGGACCAUCAGAUCAGGAAUCUAAACGACGAAAUCGCCCACCAGGACGAGCUCAUCAACAAGCUGAAUAAGGAGAAGAAGAAUCAAGGCGAGGUGAACCAGAAGACCGCCGAGGAGCUCCAGGCUGCCGAGGACAAAGUCAACCACCUCAACAAAGUCAAGUUGAAGCUCGAACAGACCCUCGACGAACUCGAGGAUUCCCUCGAACGUGAGAAGAAAUCACGUGCCGACGUAGAGAAGGCAAAGAGGAAGGUCGAGGGUGACCUGAAGCUCACGCAGGAGGCCGUCGCCGAUCUUGAGAGGAACAAGAAGGAACUUGAACAGACCAUCCAGCGCAAGGACAAGGAACUCUCGUCCUUGACUGCUAAGCUCGAGGAUGAGCAGUCCUUGGUCGGCAAGCUGCAGAAGCAGAUUAAGGAGUUGCAAGCCCGCAUCGAAGAACUUGAAGAAGAGAUCGAAGCGGAACGCGGUGGACGCGCCAAGGCCGAGAAGCAGCGCAGCGACCUUGCCCGCGAGCUCGAGGAAUUAGGCGAGCGCUUGGAGGAGGCUGGCGGUGCUACCUCCGCUCAGAUCGAGCUGAACAAGAAGCGCGAGGCUGAGCUCAGCAAGCUCCGCAGGGAUCUCGAGGAGGCCAACAUCCAGCACGAGUCCUCGUUAGCCAGCUUGCGCAAGAAGCACAAUGAUGCCGUCGCCGAAAUGGGCGAGCAAAUCGACACCCUCAACAAGCUCAAGGCUAGGGUCGAGAAGGAGAAGGUUCAGUACUACAGCGAGUUGAACGAUCUGCGCACGUCCUGCGACCACUUGAGCAAUGAGAAGGCUGCCCAGGAGAAGAUCGUGAAGCAGUUGCAACACCAGUUGAACGAGACUAGCGGCAAGCUCGAGGAAGUGAAUCGCACUUUGAACGACUUCGAUGCUGCGAAGAAGAAGCUGUCGAUCGAAAACAGUGACCUGCUCCGCCAACUGGAAGAAGCCGAGUCGCAGGUGAGCCAGCUAUCCAAGAUCAAGAUCUCGCUGACCACGCAACUCGAGGACACGAAGAGGCUGGCGGACGAGGAGUCGCGCGAGCGCGCCACUCUACUCGGCAAGUUCCGCAAUUUGGAACACGACUUGGACAACAUCCGCGAGCAGGUGGAGGAAGAGGCCGAAGGCAAGGCCGACCUUCAACGACAGCUCAGCAAGGCGAAUGCCGAGGCGCAGCUGUGGCGCACCAAGUACGAGUCCGAAGGCGUCGCCCGGGCUGAAGAGCUCGAGGAAGCCAAGAGGAAGUUGCAGGCUAGGCUCGCUGAGGCUGAGGAGACGAUCGAAUCCCUCAACCAGAAAGUUAUCGCCUUGGAGAAGACCAAACAGAGGCUGUCCACUGAGGUGGAGGAUCUGCAGAUCGAAGUCGACCGUGCUACCGCGAUCGCAAACGCCGCCGAGAAGAAGCAGAAGGCCUUCGACAAGAUCAUCGGCGAAUGGAAGCUCAAGGUGGACGAUCUCGCCGCCGAACUCGACGCCAGCCAGAAAGAGUGCCGCAACUACAGCACCGAACUCUUCAGGCUCAGAGGAGCGUACGAGGAAGGACAGGAGCAGUUGGAAGCUGUGCGUCGCGAGAACAAGAACCUCGCCGACGAGGUGAAGGAUCUCUUAGACCAAAUCGGCGAGGGUGGCCGCAACAUUCACGAGAUCGAGAAGGCCAGGAAGCGCCUGGAGGCUGAAAAGGACGAACUCCAAGCCGCUUUGGAGGAAGCCGAGGCCGCUCUCGAGCAAGAGGAGAACAAGGUGUUGCGCAGCCAGCUCGAACUCAGCCAAGUCCGACAGGAGAUCGAUCGCCGCAUCCAAGAGAAGGAGGAGGAGUUCGAGAACACCAGAAAGAACCACCAGCGUGCUCUCGACUCUAUGCAAGCCUCCCUCGAAGCAGAAGCCAAGGGUAAAGCUGAGGCGCUGCGCAUGAAGAAGAAGCUGGAGGCCGACAUCAACGAGCUAGAAAUUGCGCUGGAUCAUGCCAACAAGGCGAACGCUGAAGCCCAGAAGAAUAUCAAGCGAUACCAGCAACAGCUCAAGGACGUGCAGACCGCCCUCGAGGAGGAGCAGAGAGCACGCGAUGAGGCCCGAGAAUUGCUCGGUAUUUCGGAGCGCCGCGCCAAUGCCCUGCAGAACGAGCUCGAGGAGAGCCGCACUCUUCUGGAACAGGCCGACCGUGGUCGUCGCCAGGCGGAGCAAGAACUUGCUGAUUGCCACGAGCAGCUGAACGAAUUGAGCGCCCAGAACGCGUCAAUUUCCGGCGCCAAGAGGAAACUCGAAGCCGAACUGCAGACUCUCCACUCUGACUUGGACGAGCUGCUGAACGAGGCGAAGAACUCCGAGGAGAAGGCGAAGAAGGCUAUGGUGGAUGCCGCCAGGUUGGCCGACGAGUUGCGAGCCGAGCAAGACCAUGCUCAGACUCAGGAGAAGCUCCGCAAGGCCCUGGAGACCCAGAUCAAGGAGCUGCAGGUACGUCUCGACGAAGCUGAGGCGAACGCCCUCAAGGGUGGCAAGAAGGCCAUCCAGAAGUUAGAGCAACGUGUGCGCGAACUGGAGAACGAACUCGAUGGUGAACAAAGGAGACACGCCGAUGCCCAGAAGAACCUCCGUAAGUCCGAGCGCCGCAUCAAGGAGCUGAGCUUCCAGGCGGACGAGGACCGUAAGAACCACGAGCGCAUGCAAGACUUGGUCGACAAGCUCCAGCAGAAGAUCAAGACAUACAAGAGACAGAUCGAGGAGGCGGAGGAAAUUGCCGCGUUGAAUCUCGCCAAGUUCCGCAAGGCGCAGCAGGAGCUCGAGGAGGCUGAGGAGAGGGCGGAUCUCGCCGAACAGGCCAUCACCAAGUUCCGCACCAAAGGACGCGGCGGAAGUGCCGCGCGUGGACUUAGCCCAGUGCCGCAACAGAAACGCAAGGUGCCUUCCGCGAUGGAGUAGACGCACACACACGCACACACACAACCGCGCUUGGUCCAUCCACACCGACCUGCGGUAAGACCCCUGUUAGAUGGUUCCGCAUUCCCGCCACGCUUCGACCUGCAGCCCGAUGGUGACCUGUAAAGCUCCUUCCUAAAGAGAGAGAUUCGCGUAUAAGUAACUAAAGAAACACACCAGACGGAGAAAAAAAGAAAAAAAAAAGAAAACAAAGAUAUUAACAACGAAACAGCUUUAAUAUCCGGAGAACAAGAAGAAGAAAGCUAACGGAG
This is a messenger RNA of Odontomachus brunneus, 6481 nucleotides long. RefSeq names its product myosin heavy chain, muscle (gene Mhc). Gene Ontology annotation, cellular component: myosin complex. The transcript is spliced from 27 exons. The record is from RefSeq and is a predicted model, not a curated record. Gene Ontology annotation, molecular function: ATP binding; actin filament binding; cytoskeletal motor activity. Lineage: Eukaryota; Metazoa; Arthropoda; Insecta; Hymenoptera; Formicidae. Bases 351 to 6212 code for a protein of 1953 amino acids.